Messenger RNA from Galendromus occidentalis (western predatory mite), 1028 nucleotides. RefSeq lists its product as uncharacterized. The record is from RefSeq and is a predicted model, not a curated record. Bases 1 to 774 code for a protein of 257 amino acids. Gene Ontology annotation, molecular function: arylformamidase activity. The transcript is spliced from 4 exons. NCBI's taxonomy places the organism in Eukaryota, Metazoa, Arthropoda, Arachnida, Mesostigmata, Phytoseiidae.
AUGCGAUCGCCUCUAUUCUGGUUCGCGGUCUCAAUUGGCUUGUCGCUCAGUGCGCGUAGAGGACCGAAGAUCAUCGACCUCACGCAUUGGUGGGACUCAAAGACUGUGUUUCCUCCGACGAAUUUGAAAAAUUUCACCAUGCAUACUUACUUCCGGAAAACUUUGAGUGGAGUCAUAUAUCAAUCCGAGACGAUCGAGUUGAGCACGAAUGGAGGAACACAUAUGCUUUCGCCAGCGUUUCUGCUCAAAGGCCGUCACACGGCCUCGCAAAUUCCGUUGGACAGGCUCUUCCUCCCAACAGCCGUCAUCGACGUAUCUCACCACGUUAUGAAGGACUCCAAUUAUCAGCUACGCAUCGUCGAUAUCAAGAGGUGGGAGGAUAUCCACGGACAGUUGCCUCAGGGUGGACUCCUCGCUGUGAACACUGGUUGGGGCAAGCGCUUCUGGGGGGAUACGGACAAAUAUUUCGGGACCGAUAAGGAGAAUCGAAAGGAAAAAAACUGCAACUACCCCGGCGUUCAUCCAGAUGCCGCACAGUGGCUCGUUUCGUAUCGAAAACUGCACGCAGUCGGCAUCGAUUCCCCGUCGUUGGAUCAUGGGCUUUCGAAAAAGUUCGAGUCGCAACAAAUACUCCUCAGCGCGAAUAUCUAUCUUAUCAACAAUAUCGAUCAUAUUUGGGCAUUGCCGCCUGCCGGCGCGACGACCUUCGUGUUCCCAAUGAAAGUCAAGGGUGCUGCAGUCGUCCCCAUUCGCCUCAUGGCUCUGAGUCCCUGACCGAAACGGAUGCGUUCGAACGAAUUCCCACAAACUCGGAUUCCCGCCGGCGACAGCUCCACUCGAAAGGCAACUAUGCUCGUCGGAUCGACCAAUCAUCGGCGUUCGGAGAGGAGGCGGCGAUGAAUCCGCUUCACGCGCCGAUUAAGCCCUUGAAUUGUAAAUUUCAAUCAAACUCAUGCCACCGAGCCCGAGAAGCUCGGCUGAAUUUGCGUUGGUGUAAUGGAGGAAACAAUAAAUUUCCUCCUCGGAAA